Guillardia theta CCMP2712 is the source of this 294-nucleotide messenger RNA. RefSeq lists its product as hypothetical. The record is from RefSeq and is a predicted model, not a curated record. Bases 1 to 294 code for a protein of 97 amino acids. NCBI's taxonomy places the organism in Eukaryota, Cryptophyceae, Pyrenomonadales, Geminigeraceae. The transcript has 5 exons.
AUGAACAACUUGAUUGUGAAGGUGAUUGUAUGCUUCACCCUGGCGAUGACACUGGCUUCAGGUUUCUCUCCCGCUCGGCUCCCCGUCCGGUCUCCUCCUGUCGUGCCUCAUGGGCGCGUUGCUAUGAGCAAGAGGCAACCGCCCCCAUGCACCGCAGCAGGUAGCCCGAGCACCAACUGCCGGUAUCCUCCUCACGAGCCCUGCGAGGCUUCCGGGCGUUGCCGGGUCGAUGGGCAGAGGUGCUCGAUACGGCGGCAGGCGGCUAGAGAGGCAGAGCUGAAAGACAAGAAGUAG